This is a messenger RNA of Mugil cephalus (flathead mullet), 4386 nucleotides long. Its product is annotated as coiled-coil domain-containing protein 73-like. The coding region runs from base 361 to 3684 and encodes 1107 amino acids. The transcript has 21 exons. The record is from RefSeq and is a predicted model, not a curated record. Lineage: Eukaryota; Metazoa; Chordata; Actinopteri; Mugiliformes; Mugilidae.
UUAGUGUCAAUGGGCUGGUUCAUUUUAACCUAGACGGCUUGUCAAGGUGUUACCCUCUCACGUGGUGUAAGACAGAGGAAGAAUGGUCAUUUCAAAGCCAUUAGGUGAGAUUGUAGUAGAUUGGGAGCAUUACGAGGCGUUAAUGUUCUAUCCUAUUAUUUCUGCUGGAAUCAUUUAGCAGUAAAAAUUGCAAAUGAGGACGUAAUUAUAAGCCUGUAAGUGGAAAAGCGUGAGUGUUUACCGCUUAUUGAGCAGUGUUUUCUAUUAACCUUUUUCAACAAAAUGUUUUUUCUUUUUUCUUUUCUCAAUUAACAAAAGGAAGAGGCUCGGUGGGACAUUCGUUUGCCUUAAAACAUCUCAAUGGCUCUCAGUUCAGACUCUGGGAUUCUCCCCACCCACACCUCUUCUAGAGAAUCAGCAUCAGAGGAGGAGCCGUCUCUGUCCAACACCCACGGUCAAACGGAAAGUGGAGGAACCGUGAUACUGCAGCUGCUGGAGUUUAAAUCCCACCUGCUUGAGGCUGUGGAAGAGCUGCAUAUUCGAAGGGAUGCAGAGACACGCUUUGAGGACCAGAUCAGUAAACUGGUGUUGGAGAAGCAGGAGUUGGAGUGGGAGAAGGAAUCCCUGCAACAUCAAAUAGAGACAGUGUCGAACCAGCACACUGAGUCACUCGCCAGCUUUAAGAAACAGUUUCAGGCCAAAUUAAGAAACAGUGAAGAGGAGAAGGGGAAAUACCAGGUCACCGCUGAGUUAAAAGAUAAAGAGAUUAACAACUUGAAGGAAGAGCUGAAGUCUCUGCAGUUGCUGAAGUACAACUUGGAGAAGAGAUCGAGCGAGCUGGAACAGAAACUGGCCCUGCAGAGCCGGUCGAAGGACAGUCACCUGAACCAGCUCGGGGAGGUGGAGAAACGAUUUAGCGCCCUGUCCAGGCAGUGCACAGUGAUCAAGCAGGCCCACGAGAAACUAGAGCAAAAUGCUGAUGAGGCCAUGAGAAUAAAUAAGAAACUGACUUCUGUCAACGAAAAACAAGGAGCAACCAUCGUGUCACUGACAAAGGAGCUGGACGAGGUCAAAAACAAACUCGUAAAGGUCAAGAUGGCGUCAGUCAGAUAUGAGAAGACUCAGAGUCCUCCAGGCAGAGAGAUAGAGAUACAGCAGCUGCAGCACAGACUGAAGAUGGAAACAGAGAUGAACAAGAAACUCAGGGAGGAAAAUGAGUCUGAAAGAGCAGAAAAGAAAGAGAUGAUGAGAUCUCUGCAGAAAACCCAGCAGCUGUUGUUGAGUCAGACACAGACAGUGAGAAGAGGAGAACAGGAGCUUCAGACCCAAAGACAGAUGUAUCAGGCCCUUAAGCAGGAACAUGAGGUGAUGCGAGAGAAAAGCAAGGCGACGGAAGAUGAGGUGGCCCAGCUGAAGGAGAGCUUCGCUGUUUCACAAACCAGCUGGGACAAAGAGAGGAUGACGUUUCGGGAUCGGGUCAAGAGUGAACAGGAAGAACGUGAAGCAGUGAAAGAGGCUUUUGAUGACCUUCAUCAGAAACACUCUGAGCUUUCCCUGCAGGCCAAAUCACAGGCACAGCACAUAAAUGAACUGGAGAUGAGAGUCAACCAUCACAGUGUCCCUACCAAGCCUUUCGAUGAAAACAGAUGCGAGGAGACUCUUAAUGACCCCAUUUCCAUCCCAUCUGUGCUGCAGGACCCUGACAGUCUGCAGCACUCUGUCUCCUCCGAGACCAAAAACCUGGAAGGUCUGGAUGGAACAGACGCUGAGACUGAGCUAGUUGCUACUGGAGCAAUUGGAGAGCAAGAAGUCCUAGAUCAUCAUGAACUGGUCUUAAAUCAUUCAGAUAUGUUGAUCUCCCUGGUUAUAACCAAUGACAACAACAACAACCACCAUCCUAUCAGCCUUUCUGGACCAACCGCAGACAUAUUUGACAAAAACUCUGAUGGAGAUGUAACUAAUCCUAUUUCCUCUGUGUCCGAUGAUGGUGUCCAGAUACGAAGAGUUAGCUCUAAGAGUGUCUCAAUAACUUCAUCAGGUCCUAAUAGCAACCCCCCGGAUGGAUGUGUAGAUUUCAAGACCAGCGAAGGGAACAGAGGAAUGAAUGAAGCAGAGCAGAGACUGGAGGAUGACGGCAGAAGACAAGAAAACGGACAAGAGGAGAUGAGCAGAGAUGAGGUUCAAGGAGAAGGUGUGAAAGAGAAACGAAGUGUUGGAGAAGAAAGAGAAUCAGAUAGAAGAAACAGGCGAGAGGAAAGUGAGGGAUCAGCCAAGGUUGUAGAGGAAACAAGUAAUCCAGAAACAGAAGAUAGAGCAGACGGGCAAGACUCGGAUGGAGGAGAGACAAAAACACAGAUACCGACCCAGACGGAAAAGAGCAACGCCCUACAGGUCGUUGACUUUAUGCACACAGAGAUACCUUUGAGUGUUUGUGAACCCAAACCCUCUUCACAAAGUCUGUCUCAGACACAGCAGGACGCUGGAUUUGAAAAAGAAGACUCCGGGCCAAGCUCUGCCGCUCAAGAGGGCCAACAUCUCUACCAUGAUGAGGUCCAAACCUUUUAUGGAGAUGCAGAGGCAGUCGGACACCAGUCGAGUCCAGUUUGUGAGGUAUUUGAGAAGCAAGCCGACAAGAGAGAACCUCCUGAACUCCGGAUUCAGUCGAGUCCAUGCGCCUCGCAGAUAAAUACUGCACCAUUAUCUUAUCAGUGCGGUGGUGUCGUUGGUGUUCAAGAAUGGGAGAAGACAAGUCAAACUGAAACUCGUAAUCCUUCCGCAAACGUUAAGGAAACAAGUGAAAUGUGUGAAGAACAUGCGAGUGGAGACGAGAUCGAAUCGAAACGACCUCAGAGUCAGAAAACCUCAGAGCAGGAGAGCGGGGAGCUGGCGAUAACUGAUGGAGCUCAGUCAGACGAUGCCUGUAAGUCUGGGUCGACUCAUAUCGGGACAUCUUGUUUGAAAGAUGUUUGUGUUGACACCACAGAGGGAAGCGUUGACCUUGAAUCUGAGGUGGAAACUCGUCAGGAUCACGUGAAAGCUGACGAAACGGAAGACACAACAACAGCUAGAAGUCAUCCAAGUCAUGAGAGAGAUGAAUCAUCAGAGACCAGCAGCUCAAAAUGCCUCAGUCCUGCUGGGUCCUCUCUGGCCUGCAAAAAGCCUUACAGGUCGUUGUUUGGGUGGGGCACCGCUCAGAGGCAAACUUUGAGCUCCAGAGCUAAGCCAGACGUCUCCUUCCAGGCGUCGCCCUUUAUGUUUGAACAAACUACCCCUGGGUCUGGUGGAGUCCUUGGAAAUCCUCCCAGCACCAAGUUCCCCAAGAGCAAUCGCAACAAAGUCCCCCUGGUGGUGAUCAGGGCGUCGGAUCUGUUGAACGCCUCAGGGGUCUCUGGGACUUCCUCGAAGAGAUGCCAGCAAGGAGAACGUGAAGCUGAGGGAGCAGCAGACACGGAUGACAGGUCUUCUUGGUCCAUCAGUUCUUUUCCAGUCUCUACUGCCCCAGAGUGUCGCAGAGUUCCUACCUCAGCGGCGGGUGCUAGCUCAGAGUCGGACUGUGAACCACCCUGCUUCUCCCAGGAAGGAGAAGACCAGCAGUCGUCCCUCAGAGCUCAGAUCUCCAAAAUCGAACAGUUUCUCAACGCAGAGAGACUCCAUCUGCCCAAAAGACGACGCACUGACAACUAAACCAUCAUAAACUUCUUCUUCGCUCGCAUGAUGCUAACCAGAGCCAGUGUCACUUUCCCACUCUCCAUGGCCCAUGGCCUCUGCGGUUUUCCAUGGACCCACUGCCUUCUAACCAGAGAGCAGGCCUUCCCUACUGGGGGACACGUCUGGAUGACCCCCUGGUAUGCUGAAGGGGCCAAGACCCAGGAGAUAAAGAGUGAAUAAAAGGACAAAACAAAUACAAACAGAAUCACAAGGGGGUAAUUUUUUUUUCACGUGCCACAGUUUGACUUUAAAUGAGGUCAAAUCAAGACCUUUGACCAUUUCUUAGUCAAAUGAAGAUAUAAAUAUGAAAAUGACAAGGCAGUAGUAGGCCCUAUGAGACAAUGUUUAAUUCUCUGUGGACGUGACCAUACAGAUCCGACAAUCUAGCUAAAAGUGAACACAAUGCUUGUUUCUUAAAGUAUGGACAUUAGGAAGGACCUAAAAUAACAAAUGAAUAGGUUAGCAUUGUUGUAAUGAGGCGUGUACAAAACAUAAGAAGAUAAGUUCAAACUCAAGCCCCUAGCCAGGACCAAUAGUCCUAUGUCAACAAUAAGACGUUCCAAGUUAAGCUUAUAGUCUCAGCCAACAAGCCAGCGAUAAAAUUCCCAAGAACCUAGAAACUCCAAUCCAAGCCAAGUCCAAUUGAAGACGACUCCCAAAUCAAGGCUCUUGUCAAGA